CUAUGUCAUAUGUGCCCCGGAUAUAAGACUUUUACGUCCAGCCACCUUGCUUGCUUCAAUUUCUUAAUAAGGCGUAUUCCGGCACGCCCUAGUCUAAUCCCAAGUGAACUGAACUCACUACAACAACUACAGAACCAGCAUGACUACCAAGGCAUAUGGACUCUCCAUCAACAUAUCGGGAACUCUCUUAUCUAUGAACAACGGGUACCAAUUCAUCCCCAUGCAGUACUGGUCGAUAAAUUUCAUUACUCUACUGAAGUACUAUUUCAAGAGUUCGGUACAGACCAAUUCUUUGAGACUUCUGGUACCGCCUAUAUUACUUCCCGCUAUGGCUAGCCAGGAUAAUUUAAAUAUAUUAGGUGUGUGGUGUGGUAUCAGACAGCCUCCAACUUCGCUCCGAAACAGAACCGCG
Sphaeroforma arctica JP610 is the source of this 412-nucleotide messenger RNA. RefSeq lists its product as hypothetical. The record is from RefSeq and is a predicted model, not a curated record. NCBI's taxonomy places the organism in Eukaryota, Ichthyosporea, Ichthyophonida. The transcript has a single exon. The annotation marks the transcript as partial.